Molecule: messenger RNA, 2459 nt
Organism: Hemibagrus wyckioides
Lineage: Eukaryota; Metazoa; Chordata; Actinopteri; Siluriformes; Bagridae
Gene: smpdl3a
Product: sphingomyelin phosphodiesterase acid like 3A
Exons: 8
Coding region: 71-1408 (445 amino acids)
Biological process (GO): sphingomyelin catabolic process
Molecular function (GO): sphingomyelin phosphodiesterase activity
Source: RefSeq, a predicted model, not a curated record
UCCUGUUUGGGUUUUCGACUUUGCCCUUAACAGCAGUAGGAUCAGAUGUGAGCGGUGUUUAUGUGAAAUAAUGGGGCUGAUCUUGUUUUGUUGGGUUGCUUCGCUCUUGUACCAGCAGAUUUGUGCUGCACCAAGUAAUGAGGGCUUUAAAAAGAGACCUCUGCUGGAUAUAAGUAAAUUCUGGCAUAUCUCUGACCUGCACAUCGAUCCUACUUACCACAUCACCGAAGAUCGCACCAAAGUGUGUUACUCCUCGAAGGGCUUUCCUGCAUCCGAUCCAGGAAUCUUUGGAGAUUUCAUGUGCGACUCUCCGUACCAGCUCAUUCUGUCUGCCUUCAGUUAUAUGAAAAACGUGGACCUCGAGCCUGAAUUUAUGAUCUGGACUGGAGACAGCCCUCCACAUGUUCCAGCAGAUAAGCUGUCCACAGACACUGUGAUAAAUAUGAUCAGCAAUAUGACGCACACCAUACGCCAGUUCUUCCCUCAGCUGCCGGUGUACCCUGCUCUGGGCAAUCAUGACUACUGGCCACAGGAUCAACUUCCAGAGAAUGAAAAUGAUAUUUACGAGGCUGCAGCCAAAUUUUGGUCUCCAUGGCUACAACCAGAAGCCCUUGUUACUCUGCGUAAAGGGGGCUUUUACUCUCAGCUGAUUAAGCCUGGACUCCGGCUGGUGAGCCUCAACACAAACCUUUACUACAGUCCCAACAAAGUUACAGUGAACAUGUCGGAUCCAGCUGGCCAGUAUCAGUGGCUGCAGGACACGCUGGAGCUUUCCAAACAGAACAUGGAGAGGGUCUAUGUGAUUGCUCAUGUCCCGAUUGGUUACCUGCCCUUCGCUAAAAGCACCACAGCCAUGAGAGAAGGCGACAACGAAAAACUCGUGAACAUAUUCCGCAAAUACAGCGACAUUAUUCAGGGACAAUUUUACGGUCACACUCAUCGAGACAGUCUGAUGGUUCUUAAGGAUCGUAAAGGGAAGCCUGUUAACUCCAUCUUCGUGACUCCGGCUGUGACGCCGUACAGAAGUUUUCUAGAGAAACAUUCAAAUAACCCUGGCGUCCGCAUGUACCUGUACAACUCCCAGGACUAUGGCUUGCAGGAUCUUUGGCAGUUCUACUUGAAUCUCACCGAAGCAAAUCGUCAAGAAAAGCCCAAUUGGACGCUUGAAUACGUCAUGACCAAAGCUUUUGGUAUCAAGGACAUUCAGCCUGAAAGCCUACACGAACUGGCCCUGAGGUUUGAGACACCAGACAGCAAAGAAUUUCAGAAGUACUUCACUUAUUACAUGGUCAGUUUCAACGACACUGUUACUUGUACAGAUGAGUGUAAAACAGUACAGGUGUGUUCUGUACAAUUUCUGGACCAUGAGUCGUAUUCAGAGUGUGUGGAAAAAGGUCAAAGGUGGUGAAUUUUAAUACCAAAAGUAUUCGUUAGUUUUUUAUUUAAUUAACUUGCAAUAAAGGGAAUAAAUCUUAGAUUUUCUGCUGAUCUUUUAGUUUACUGGUAUUCUUUUAAAAGUAUACACAAAUACACAAUGCACAAGUGUUGCACUGCAAGAUUUAUUACUAUUACUGGCACCUUAUGACUUGAAAGAAAACAUAUAUGACCAGAUAUUUUCUUUGCAUUUAAUUGAAUAUUUCUUCUAGCCAACAUUUUUUUUUGAUUACUCGAGAAAUAAGAAAUAAUUACUCUGCAUCUUUUGAUUAUUUUGUUUGUUUAUGCUAAUUAUUUAAGUCAAAAAAAGUCACUGAUUAUUUAAAAUUUAAUUAUACAAAAACAUUGCAUUAUCAAAUAUACUUUUCAUUUAUUGUAUGAUGUACUUGACGUACCUAAAACUGUAUUAUUGUCAACAGAGCUGGAAUAUAAUUUUUUUUUUACUAUACUAAAUGCAAUGCUAAUGUUAAAAAUCAAAUAUUAGUUAAAACAAAAAUGAUACUUGAUUUUGGAUCAUUGUUUUUUUUUAUUUGUUGUUUUUUAAGGGAUUUGCAUUGCUUACCAUUUAAAAUUAUAUAAUAUUUUUAUAUAAUUUUAUAUUGAGGCUGCUUUUUUUUCUUCAGGCAUAAUUUUAUGGAUGUUUUGUGGAUAAGAACUGACUGUUAAAAGCAGCUGGGCUGUGAUUGUUCUGUUUUGCUCAUUCUUCUGCACCCUGAUGUACCUGAAUUGUACAUGAAUUUGUGUUUGGUUUAAAACAUAAAAUAAACAAAACAAUGUACCUCUGCUUUUUAAUAUUGAUUAAGACAUUUAUAAUAAAAUACAAUCUAAAGCAUAAAAUACACUAAAGCAUAAGGAAGAAUCAGAGUUUGAAAAGAUGUUUUAGGUGUUUAAAAUGUUAUCUAAGAUGAACAGAGAGGAAAUAAUUGUGAAAAAAGCUAUAUGUUAUAUAUACACACUGUAUUUGUGAAUAAAGACGGCAGUGCACAGAAUACAGAAAUAAACUGAAGUAAUUGAUUAAUGAUUAA